AUGCUAAGGAAACCCCUGUCUUUAAUUAGAGUGUUUCCUAAGGCCGGAUGGAGGCCUGUGGUCAAAAGAGCCUCUUCACACGCCCUAAGAGUCACUUUUUCUAAUGGCCCAUCGUCGCCGUUACAUCGUCAUCAAAUCUCGUCGUCUCGUCCAUUUUCCAGUACUUCCCGCGCCUACAAUAUUAGCAUUACCGAAGAAGAGUUGGAAAUCCUUAAUGAAGAAAGAGCUAUCGAUAACGUGGAUGUUUGUAUUGUUGGGGGAGGUCCAGCAGGGCUUGCUACCGCAAUCAAACUCAAGCAAUUGGAUCACGAUGAUAAGCUUAGAAUUGUAGUUCUCGAAAAGGCCGGGGAUAUGGGAGCUCAUAUCAUUUCCGGGGCAGUCCUUGAGCCAAGGGCCCUUAGAGAACUUUUCCCUGACAGUGAAUUCUAUGAUGAGAAUGGUGAAGGUAUUCCUCUCCCACCAGAAUUAGUCACCAAGGUCACCAAAGAUUCCAUGAGAUUUUUAUUUGAUGAGUUUUCUGUUCCGUUACCUGAACCUCCUCAGAUGAUCAAUAAAGAUAAGAACUACAUUGUCUCACUAAACCAAGUAGUCCAACAUCUUGCUGGGGUUGCUGAAGAAAUGGGGAUCGAAGUGUACCCUGGUAUCGCGGUAUCGGAAGUCAUUUAUGGACAAUCAGAUGAUGGCUCGUCAUUUGUCAAAGGGAUCGCCACCAAGGAUAUGGGGAUUUCCAAGACUGGGAAACCUAAGGACUCUUUUGAAAGAGGAAUGGAAUUCCAUUCCAAAAUCACAGUUUUUGCCGAAGGUUGCCAUGGGUCAUUGUCAAAGCAGGUGAUUUCUAAAUUUAACUUGCGUGCCAAUUCGGAGCCCCAAACUUAUGGUCUUGGGAUCAAAGAAGUCUGGGAACUUGAUCCUGCCAAGUUUGAAAAAGGUUUGGUGGCCCACAGUGUAGGGUACCCAUUAAAUAACGAGGCGUACGGUGGGGGAUUCAUGUACCAUUUUGGCGAUGGGUUAGCCAGUAUCGGGCUUGUCAUUGGUUUGGAUUAUGAAAAUCCCUGGAUCAACCCUUACCAGGAAUUCCAAUUGAUGAAACAUCAUCCAUUCUACAAGCAAUUCCUUGAAGGAGGUAAAUGUAUUUCUUAUGGUGCCAGAACUUUGAACGAAGGGGGAAUUCAAUCGGUUCCAAAAUUGCAUUUCCCUGGUGGGGUGCUAGUUGGGGCCACUGCUGGUUUUAUGAAUGUUCCAAAAAUUAAGGGAACUCAUACUGCCAUGAAAUCAGGAAUGUUGGCUGCCGAAUCGAUUUUCGCAGCAAUUAAGGAUCUCCCUAGUGCCAAUGAGUUGGCAGAGCAAGAAGAAAUGGAAGAAGAAGAAGGAGAAGCACAAUCUUUUAGUUCCAAAUCACAAGUUGACAUCCCCCCAAUUGAUUUAUCAUCUUAUCAAACUGCGUUCAAGAAUUCCUGGGUCUACGAAGAAUUGGAUCAAGUGCGUAAUGUUAGACCAUCGUUCAACUCUCCAUUUGGUCUUUAUGGUGGGCUUGUUUACUCUGGUAUCGACACAUUAUUGCUUAAAGGUCAACUCAACUACACAUUUUCACAUCGUGCCCCUGGUGUCACUGAUGCUAAUGUAACUAAGCCUGCGUCAGAAUACCAACGUAUUGAGUAUCCUAAGCCGGAUGGGAAGAUCUCGUUUGAUAUCUUGACUUCGGUCAGUCGUACUGGAACUUACCAUUCAGAAGAUGAAGAAAGUCAUCUUCGACUCACCACCCCAUCGGCACCUUUCAAAUCUCAGGGAGCUAAUGAUCAAGAGACCAUGAAUGAUCAUGUCGAAUCCAGUUAUCAGGUGUACCAGGGAGUAGAGAAUCGGUUCUGUCCAGCAGGGGUGUACGAAUAUUUGGAAGACGGUGAUAAAAUGAAGUUCCAGAUUAAUUCCCAGAACUGUAUUCAUUGCAAGACCUGUGACAUUAAAGUGCCAACCCAAGACAUCAACUGGAGUGUUCCAGAAGGUGGUGAUGGACCAAAAUACUACAUGACUUGA
Molecule: messenger RNA, 2031 nt
Organism: Saccharomycopsis crataegensis
Lineage: Eukaryota; Fungi; Ascomycota; Saccharomycetes; Ascoideales; Saccharomycopsidaceae
Gene: CIR2
Product: electron-transferring-flavoprotein dehydrogenase
Exons: 1
Coding region: 1-2031 (676 amino acids)
Biological process (GO): electron transport chain
Cellular component (GO): mitochondrial inner membrane
Molecular function (GO): electron-transferring-flavoprotein dehydrogenase activity; iron-sulfur cluster binding
Source: RefSeq, a predicted model, not a curated record